UGGUGGUUGAGAGCGGUGGGAGCCUGUGCGCCAAAGAGCUUACCCUCCGGAGGGGGUGUCCCGCGACGGUGAAUCCCUCCGUUGCCUCUAAAAGCUCGAAAAAACUGCUGGGCGCUGGGCCACCGCAGUACCCUCUUUCCUCUGGCGGGGGAACCGUUUUUUAAAUAUCCGAGGGCGUGGGUCAGCCUCCCUUAGGACUUCAUGUCUAUAUAUUUCCCCAUUCACUGCUCUGAUUAUCUGAGAUCAGCUGAAAUGACUGAGGUGAUGAUGAACACCCCAUCUAUGGAUGAGAUCGGGCUGAAUAACCAAAAGGAUAGCAUCUCCUAUCAGAUCUUUCCAGAUCCCUCUGACUUUGAGUGCAUCUGCAAACUGAAGGACCGCCUCCCUUCCAUUGUGGUGGAGCCCACAGAGGGAGAAGUGGAAAGUGGGGAGCUCAGAUGGCCCCCAGAGGAGUUCGUGGUCCAUGAAGAUGCGAAAGAAAAGAAAGAAGAAAAAGAGAAAGAGAACAAGGAGCAGUAAAUCUAUUGAGGGGGCACCCAAAGGGGGCAAAAAAAAAUACAUGUAAACUGUAUUUUUUUUCCCAUCAUGGUGGAAAAUGAGUGAGCCACAGUAGUUCUGAAAAUGUCUAAUGACAGCUUCAAUUUUGCACCUGCGAGAUCACUGGGUUGGUUUUCUUUUUUUUUUUUUUAUAUGUAUUUUUUUUUUCCGAAAGCAAUAUGUCCAGCAGCUGAGUCCUCAAUGCAAAGAUCAGCAAGGCCUUCUGAGAAAGGAAGUCACUUAACUGGGGUUGGGGAAGUGUCUGCUGCUUUGAGAUCACUAUCUGAACUCUGCAUAGUCUAGAGGAGUUGUGAUAUUCCAGGGGGGGUUUGGUAAAAGGCAGAGCAAGUAAGGAACAUUCUGAGGCAAAAAACAGUCUACAAAAAUAAGAGAAAAUAAAGGUUUAAGAAAACAACUCAGCAAAGAACUACAGCCAGAAAGCAUUCAGAGGGAACUAGUGCUGGCUCAAAAGUACAUCAGUAGAUAGAGUCAUCAUCUCUCCCAUUUUUCUCUUUUUUCCCCAUUUGUUUCUGUUCAGAGUGUGUUUGAAUGGGUUAACAAGGGAGGAGGGGGAAAGAGACCACAUUGGGAGCUCUCUAAUGUCAAAACAGGCAAUGGGUUGUGAGGCAGGCAUGUGGGAAAGUCCCUUGAUCACCUCCCUCCUCCCCUCCUUUUUUCCCCCCCUGCUCGCCCUCUUCCUCUACAGAAGAC
This is a messenger RNA of Gracilinanus agilis (Agile Gracile Mouse Opossum), 1248 nucleotides long. It is a transcript of the gene LBH, whose product is annotated as LBH regulator of WNT signaling pathway. The transcript is spliced from 3 exons. Gene Ontology annotation, biological process: positive regulation of DNA-templated transcription. The record is from RefSeq and is a predicted model, not a curated record. Gene Ontology annotation, cellular component: nucleus. Bases 202 to 519 code for a protein of 105 amino acids. NCBI's taxonomy places the organism in Eukaryota, Metazoa, Chordata, Mammalia, Didelphimorphia, Didelphidae.